Bemisia tabaci is the source of this 1309-nucleotide messenger RNA. RefSeq names its product U-scoloptoxin(01)-Er1a. The record is from RefSeq and is a predicted model, not a curated record. Gene Ontology annotation, molecular function: chitin binding. Gene Ontology annotation, cellular component: extracellular region. Lineage: Eukaryota; Metazoa; Arthropoda; Insecta; Hemiptera; Aleyrodidae.
CUGUCUAUCGCGAUCUUUAUCAAUGUACUCUGUGUUUUAAUUUGCACCAACCCCGGGUCAUUUUUCAGGUGUCUCAUUCCUCAAGCGCUCAGAUCAACAAUGAUAAGAACGAUGAAUCUGUGUAUCAUGACUGCCGCAGUCUUGACAGCUUUUGUGUACGUAAAUUCAAAACCAACAGAAACGAUCCAUCGAAGGGCAAAACGAUGGGAGAAUUUUCCUAAUCUGACCUUCACAUUCGACUGCACGGACAGAGCAGUUGGAUUUUAUGCAGACACGGAGCAUCACUGUCAAAUUUUCCACAUGUGUGAUGAGGAUGGUAGGAGAGUUCCAUACAUCUGCGCAAAUGACACCUCCUUCAAUCAGCAAUAUCGCAUUUGUGAUUGGGUUUACAACUUUGACUGCGCUCAGUCACAGGACUGGUACUAUUUGAAUGAGCUGACGUACGUGACAGAUCCUCCAAGGGAAAAUAACCUCUAGUUGAAAGAAAGCUGUGUGAUAAAAUUCUUUUGUAUACAACUUUCUCAGCUGAGGAGAUGGGUGGUAUUUUGCUUUAAGAAUUGAAGCAACAUUAAUUGCUUACACACUUAGAGGUGAAGGAUAAGAGUGACAAAAGAAAAAUUGGGGCAAAUUCUAAAAAGUCCAAUUUCAAAUGUAUGGAACUCUGAUCUCAAAACUGUUGUGUUCUUUCAAAUAAGGGGCUAACCAUGAUUGAGUAGGUAUUUGUCAGGAAAUGUCAAAAUCCCCAAUAUAAAGCAUGUACCUACAGAACAUUAUUAGCAAUAAAAUUACAUUACCUUGACUAUUAAGAUUUUUAGUCCAGAGGUAGGUAGAUGUUGUAAAAAAAAUUCCGGAAGUUUAUAAAACAGAAAAAUAUGAUCUUUAAAGUACCUAUGUUUAAUUCAGGAAAUAUUAACAGUCACUCCUUAACCGUUAAGAGUUACAUUGAUUGCAUGUCUUAAUGUUUACAAUGUGGCUAUUUCAAGAGUAAUACCUGACUCAUCUACUUAUUCUGCCAGUUAAGGGUUCUUAAUUAAAGGGGAAACUGCAGAGGUAGCAAGAUUGAAAAAAGAAAGGCUUCGAUCUACUUUUUACUGGUUUUUUAAUCAAAUAUAAAAUUUGUUUUAGCAAUAGUACAUAUAUACAGAUAAAAAUAGAUCGCUUUUCAACUUUUCUUUGCACAAUGAAAGCAAAGAUUAACAACAGAGCCUACCUAAGUAACAAGACUGGAAAAUAAUCUAGGGCAUAAACAACAAAGUUGCCGGUGAACUACAAAAUGUUGGAUCCUUUAAAGAAUAUAAAGCUAUAAAAA